AUGCUUCUGCGCAACACCAUCGCCAUGGCCCAUGCUGCUACCGCCGCACUCUUGCGUCCUGCUGAAUGGGACCGUCAGUCUCGGGUACUCAUGGCAUGGCCAUCAGCACAGAACGAUGCAUACAAAGGGGCAUCGCACGACCUCAAACUUGCUACCAAGGAUGUAUCCCUAGUCGCCGAGGCUGUAGCUCUAUUCGAGCCCGUUACCCUUCUCGUUACCCCCGACCGGGUCUCGGAGGCUAAUAGUCGAUUUGCCAAAAAUUCGACCAACAUCAAGAUUCUUCCAGUCGACAGCUAUCCCAAGCUAGACCUAUGGAUGCGAGACAUGGCGCCUACCUUUGUCUUUGAUGUCGACGACAAAGGCAGCAAGCAGCUCCUUGGCGUCGACUUCAACUUCAACGGCUAG
Molecule: messenger RNA, 405 nt
Organism: Akanthomyces muscarius
Lineage: Eukaryota; Fungi; Ascomycota; Sordariomycetes; Hypocreales; Cordycipitaceae
Exons: 1
Coding region: 1-405 (134 amino acids)
Biological process (GO): putrescine biosynthetic process
Molecular function (GO): protein-arginine deiminase activity; agmatine deiminase activity
Source: RefSeq, a predicted model, not a curated record